Molecule: messenger RNA, 1094 nt
Organism: Hyaloscypha bicolor E
Lineage: Eukaryota; Fungi; Ascomycota; Leotiomycetes; Helotiales; Hyaloscyphaceae
Exons: 2
Coding region: 64-780 (238 amino acids)
Cellular component (GO): Mis6-Sim4 complex
Source: RefSeq, a predicted model, not a curated record
CAAAAACAUCAACCACAUCGAAGCACAGUCUCACUCCCCACCCUGUAUCUCAUCGAAGUCCAAAUGACCUCCUCUGCACCCACGAUCAUCGAUCUCAAGCUCCGAUUCCUCAACUCCCAAAUCCUCGCGCUCUCCAACCCGCUGUCCCCUUCUUCCACCUUCCUCACAUCCAACUCCUCCGCCGAAGAGAAUGCGCUUCGACAGAAAUCCAUCGACGAAGCACUGCAUAAGCUGAAUGGGCUGUUGAAGAAGCAUAACCGGCUAGCAUAUGGGCCGCAGGCGAAGAGACAUGUUGCAGAGCAAGUGGAUCGGCUGUAUUGGGUUGCGGGCGACAGAGACGUCCAUGAUGAUGGAGAGGAGUGGGCUGAGAAGGGCAUAGAUUAUCGGAGAGAGAACAUUGUUGAACAGUUGCCAGAAGAAUGGAGCGAGGAAGCUCAGACCAAGACGCCGGAACAGGCACAGAAAUACAAGGAGUUGCAACAGAGGUUAGCGGAGUUGAUGGAAAGGAGAAAACAAGCUCGGGAGAAGGUAGAGGGAUAUAAGGCUUUUAAGGGGGUACUGGAUCUGCUGGCUGGGGAGGACGCGGGGGUGCAGCAGAAUUUGGUGACAAAGAACGGCGAGGUUGAGGAAGAGCUGGAGAAGAUGAGGAGGUUGAUGUUGAGGGUUGAGAGAGGUAUGAAUGGUUUGGAGGAGAAGGGUGCUGGCGAUGGAGAUGGAAUGGACGUGGACGAAGAGGGAUUUGAGGAGGGGAAAAUUUUGAGGCUCUUGGGGGGUGCUUAGGCAGGAUGCCAGAAAUGAUUGGUAUGAAGGCCUCAAUGUUGAUUGUACAAGUGCCAUACUCUUAUUCUGCAGUGUUUACACAAAUACUCUCCGACGAAAGCCUUCUCUUCUUUUGUCCCGGCUUCCAGUGUCCAAGUUUUCGUCGAGGCGAUCCGAGUCAACUUCCGGAUGGAGGAACACAAAAGUUCAAAUACAGAUUUAAUCUGCUUUGGAAACUUCGCAACAGUGGGGAGGCCAACAAGACGCAGCAAUCUUGGCCUCUACGAACGGCUCUUGAAUAUAUAGCAUAAAUAGGAAGAGACGUAUUAUUGCCG